AUGAAUCCAACCAAAUCGUUCCUGGGAGUCUCUAGUGGUAAAUUCCUGGGAUUCAUAGUCACAUCCAAGAGAAUUUCUCUCGACCUAGAAAAGGUUCGUGCUAUCCAAGAAAUGCCACCUCCAAGAAAUAUCAAAGAGCUCAGAGGCUUGCAAGGCAGAUUAGCGUACAUCCGGAGAUUCAUAUUAAACCUCUCAGGACGCUGUCAGCCCUUCACCAAGCUGAUGAAGAAAGGAGUUUUGUUCAUUUGGGAUGGAGAUUGCCAAAAGGUAUUUGAGGAGAUUAAAAGAUACAUCACUCAACUACCUGUUCCUGUAGCCCCAAUAUCAGGGAAACAUUUCCUAUUGUAUGUGAGGGCCAUGGAUCAUUCUCUGAGAGUAUUAUUAGUUUAG
Molecule: messenger RNA, 390 nt
Organism: Asparagus officinalis (garden asparagus)
Lineage: Eukaryota; Viridiplantae; Streptophyta; Magnoliopsida; Asparagales; Asparagaceae
Exons: 1
Coding region: 1-390 (129 amino acids)
Source: RefSeq, a predicted model, not a curated record